AUGGAUUGUAUUCGAUCGUUUGAACUGGAGCAAAUGUCAUACAGUAUCCGUCAUUGUCUUAUAUGCAAUGAACGCCGCGUUGAAAUGAAAAUGUCAUCAGAAAAUGAGUGUCUACGUUGUCAUAAUGACAAAGGCACAGUAAAAAUGUUUUCAAACAAAAAUUUUAUGGACCCUUUAGAAGUACCUGAAGAAUUGCGCAAUCUGACAUUAAUUGAACAACAGUUAAUAUCACGAAUAUCACCAAUUAUCAAUGUUCAUUUACUAAAGCAUGGCGGAAUUGCAGCAAAUGGACACUGCGUUACUUUUCCCCAAUGUAUCAAUGAACCUGCGCAAAUUUUACCGCUUUUACCUGAGGAAAUCAAAAUUAUUCGUGUUCGUAAAUGUGGAUCAGUCGACUCUUUCAAGGAAUAUAACGUAAGGAGAGCUGAAAUUGAAUACGCAUUACACUGGCUUAAGUCUAACAACCCUGCAUUUUCAGACAUAACAAUCAGUCAAGACAGACUUACAAAACUCCCACAAAAUGGACCUAUUCAAAUACAGACUAUAGAGACCACACAUGAUAUUCAAAAUUCAGAUAAAGGUCCAGCUAAAGAGCAAAAUGGUCCAGGUGAGGUGCAAGGAGAAACUAACUCCUGUGUUGGCCUACCUGAUCUGAAUGUUGACAUUAAACAUCAAGUUGAACAGGUUGUGAAAGAAGUUGUUGGACCUGAACAUGGUAAAGUAACGGUAGGACGGAAAUAUGUAUGUAUUCCAUGGCCAACUCAAAGUGAUACACCUCUAUCUGAAUUUACAACAAGAUACUUUUUCUCUAUGGCAUUUCCAUGCCUUUUUCCAUAUAGUAAAGGUGACUUUCACAUAAAUCGUCCUCGCACAAUAACAUCUAUGACAGAGUGGGCAGAACAUUUAAUGUGGUACGGUGAUGGUCGAUUUGCGCAACACCCAUAUUUUAAAUUCAUUGUCCAUAACAUUAUUAUGCGCAAACGAACAUUUAAACAAAGUUCCUAUGUUGUGAAACAACACUUAGGUGAAGAACCAAUCACUUUCGAAGAACUUAAAGAUAUGCUUCAAAGACGAGACAAUUCAGUUGCACAAAAAGUCAUGUAUUUUGGGGCUUGCUUAAGAGGAACAACACAGUACUGA
Mercenaria mercenaria is the source of this 1140-nucleotide messenger RNA. RefSeq lists its product as uncharacterized. NCBI's taxonomy places the organism in Eukaryota, Metazoa, Mollusca, Bivalvia, Venerida, Veneridae. Bases 1 to 1140 code for a protein of 379 amino acids. The transcript has a single exon. The record is from RefSeq and is a predicted model, not a curated record.